This is a messenger RNA of Prinia subflava (tawny-flanked prinia), 2878 nucleotides long. RefSeq names its product UEV and lactate/malate dehyrogenase domains (gene UEVLD). The coding region runs from base 39 to 1475 and encodes 478 amino acids. The record is from RefSeq and is a predicted model, not a curated record. Gene Ontology annotation, biological process: protein transport; endosome to lysosome transport; lactate metabolic process. Gene Ontology annotation, molecular function: ubiquitin binding; L-lactate dehydrogenase (NAD+) activity. The transcript has 12 exons. Gene Ontology annotation, cellular component: ESCRT I complex. NCBI's taxonomy places the organism in Eukaryota, Metazoa, Chordata, Aves, Passeriformes, Cisticolidae.
GCUGGCGGCGCGGGGGCCGCCGGGAAGGCGCAGCGGCCAUGGCGCAGGCGGAGGAGGCGCUGCGGAGGCAGCUGGGCAAGUAUAAGUUCAGAGACCUGACCAUAGAAGAGCUGAAGAAUGUUAGCAAGACCUACCCCAACUUCACGUUCUCCAUGGACACAUACACCUUCAAGGAUGGAUCCCAGAAGGACCUCCUGAACUUUAGUGGCACUGUUCCGGUGAAAUAUGGUAAUUCCUAUAACAUACCCGUUUGCCUGUGGAUCCUGGAUUCUCAUCCCUUUGCUCCCCCCAUUUGUUUCCUGAAGCCCACUGCAAACAUGGGCAUUGCCGUGGGGAGACACGUGGAUGCACGGGGCAGGAUUUAUUUGCCCUACCUGCAGAACUGGAGCCAUCCUAAAUCAACUCUCAUUGGAUUAAUCAAGGAAAUGAUUGCAAAGUUUGAGGAGGAGCUCCCUUUGUACUCACUGUCAUCUUCUGAUGCAGCCAGGCAAUCAGAACUUCUCUCCUAUAUUGCAAAGAUUACUGAAGGAGACACUGACAUGAAAUCAAGGAGUAAAACUGGAGGCAGAAAUGAAGGAUGUUUUAACAAAAUUACUGUUGUUGGAGCUGGAGAUCUUGGUAUUGCAUGUGUCCUAGCAGUUGCAGCAAAGGGUGUUGCAGACAAGGUGGUUCUUUUGGAUCUUUCUGAAGGUGCAGCAAAAGGAGGGACCAUGGAUUUGGAGAUUUUUGCUGUGCCAAAUGUGGAGAUCAGCAAAGAUUUUUCUGCUUCAGCUGAUUCCAAAGUUGUGGUGCUUACAGUUAAUUCUCUGGGUAAUGCUCAGACUUACCUCGAUGUCAUACAAAGCAACGUGGAUUUGUUCAGAGGAAUUAUUCCAGCAGUCUCCCACUACAGUCAGAACGCUGUUCUCCUUGUUGCUUCUCAUCCAGUGGAAGUAAUGACAUUUGUGUCGUGGAAGCUGAGCUCAUUUCCCAAAAGCAGAGUAAUUGGAGUAGGUGCCAAUCUCGAUUCAGAGAGAUUUCAGUACAUGCUGACCAACCUUUUGAAAGCAGAGGUGCUGGCAAAAGAUGCCUGGGUCGUUGGUGAACAAGGGGAGGACAAAGUACCAUCAUGGACCAGCUGUAAUGUAGUUGCACAUCAGACAGAAGCAAUUGCUGCUCGUAACUCAAGGGAAAAGGUGGCUAACAGAGCUAUGGAAGUCCUAAAGGGAAAAGGUCACAGAUCUUGGUCUGUUGGGCUCUCGGUCGCUGAUUUGGCUGACAGCAUUGUGAAAGAUAAAAGAAAGGUUCAUUCUGUAUCCACUCUGGCAAAGGGCUGUUGCAAUAUAAACAGUGAAGUAUUCUUAAGUCUCCCAUGUAUCCUUGGAAGCAGUGGAGUGAUUGAAAUGGUCAGACUGGAGGAAGACCCGCUGGUGCAAGAGAAACUGCAGAGCAGUGCAGGCUCGAUUCAUGACCUUCAGCAGCAGCUGAAACUGUGAGGAAGCACAAGGGAAGCCUCUGUGUCUGCUCGCUGAAGCUGGAGAUCUGCAAGGCAGAGGAGGUUGCUUCAUAUAUAUGGAUUUCUGUAGAAAACAGGAAGCUUUGUUUCUUUACUUUCCAAAAGUGCUUUCUCAGUUUGGGUUUAAAUAAUUUAAUACUGCACUGGACAGUAUUUUUUUCUCUGCAAAGUGCACUUUCGGUAGCCAAAAUGAGGCAGUAACACACUAGAAUGUUUUACCUAAAUUCACGUGGCUCUUGCCUGUGUUUUGUGGCUGCCAGUUAUAGCCUGAUUCUUGGGUUGCUCUUAGCUCUCUGUAGCCCUCUGGGAGGCAGUCCUAGAGAGGGACUUACCCAGCUCUGCAGAAACUCCAGCAUGCAGAGCCCACUUGAACCCUUCCUCGUGGCUUUUAAAUGCUCUAUCUGAGGCUUGUGGAGGGAACAGUGACUCCAGCUCCUCAGGCACUGGUUAUGCAAUUGCACAGUUCCAUCUUCCAAGGCUGUAGAUGCUCUAUGUCAAUGGACUCCUGGUAUUUUGCUGUUUACAAAGGGGAACAUGAUGUUUGCAGUAUUCUUCAAACCUGAACGAUUGGCUAUGGAUUUCUGUUCACACCUAAUGAUGGCUGAAAUUCUCCAGUCAUGACUUGCUUGUUUUUGUUUUGUGAGGACGUUCAGAGCACUAAAGCAUCCGCAGUUCUCACUGCACACACGCAGCAGUGGAACAGGGGCUCUUCCUGCAGGGGAGGAGCAGGGGUUGGGCUUCAAAUAAAAGAUGAAAUCCAGCAGUUAAAUAGCACAGGAGCAUCUCUGCACAUUCACGCCUCAAUCCAAAGCCGGCUGGGAGCUUUACCUCAGCCUCAGGAGAAGGCAACAGAACCUGUAACCCUCCUCCCUGGAGGCCAAGUGUGAUAAACGGCAAUCGCUUGUUUUAGAAAUUUAUAAAAGGUUAAUAAAAAUAAAAUGGUUAUAAAAAUAAUAAUACAAAUAUAGUAAUAAGGGUUAAACAAUUAAGAGUUAGGACAACUAAUGAGACAAUAACAGCAAAGAGUUACAGCCCAAGCUGGGUACCUCUUUCUGGACAAAAGUGAGCCAGGAAAAGGACGCUGUUAAAAGAGAAUUUACUCCUUAAGAGGAGUAAUCUAUUACAUAUACAAAACACUUCAUGAUUAUGCAUAUAUUUUAUUUAAAACAAGAAAUUCGUCUGGUACUUGUCGAAAAUUUUCUGUUAAUCCCCAGGUGCCUUUGAGUCUAAGUCAGGCUUGAAGAGGUUUGUUUCUGUUGAUAAGGAAAGCCAUAAAUCCCUCUCCUCUGGAAAAUUUAGGGGUUUCUGUAAUUGUUAUCUCUGUGUGAAGAAUUUCUUGAUUAUCUUCUCCUUUUCUUGAGCUAAUAAAAAGAAUACCUCACA